AGAAGGUAAUUCUUGGAUAUGGCAUUGGCUAUUGAGCUUGCUCUCUAUUGCACGCGGACCUCCGGAAAAAGACUCCAAUGCUCCUCGCGCGCUUUUCCCGUCACCAAUGUGAGUGCCUCCCGCAAAGCUCGAGUAGCAUUUUGCUUCCAAGAAGCGAAUUUGAGCCUUCUUACUGAAAGUCGGGAGGAAUCUCCGCCCACGGAAAGCAUACAAGAGCUGAGCGAUUUGCAGCUUCUCUGGAGAGCAGUGAAGCUCCCCAUCUAUUCAGUCGCGUUGAUACCUCUCUCGGUAGGCUCGGCUACUGCAUUUCUCGAGAGUGGAGCGUUUGAUGGUGGACAAUAUUCGUUGUUACUCGUAUCGUCAGUGCUCGUCAUCACGUGGUUGAAUCUAAGCAAUGAUGCAUUCGAUGCCGACACUGGUGUGGACAAAAACAAGAAAGAAUCAGUUGUGAACAUCACUGGAAGUCAGCGAGGAGUAUUAUUAGCGUCGGUCGCUUGCCUCGCGUUUGGUUGUGCGGGACUUCUGAGAGCAGCCUUGGUCGCAUCCGAUAUAAGAGUAGCGUCUCUUCUUGCUGCAGCAAUCUCUUGCGGAUACAUCUAUCAGUGUCCUCCCUUUCGACUGAGCUACAAGGGACUGGGCGAGCCUCUCUGCUUUCUUGCUUUCGGGCCAUUUGCAACGACUGCAUUUUACCUCAGCCAGUCACACAAAGCGAUUCUUCCUUUAACACCCACACUGUGGGGAGCUUCCGCACUGGUGGGCAUCACAACCACGCUCAUUCUCUUGUGCAGCCACUUCCAUCAGAUCGAAGAUGACAAAGCUGUUGGCAAGAUCUCUCCACUGGUGAGGCUUGGCACGGAGAAUGGGUCGAAAGUUGUGACUUUCCUAGUCACUGGGCUGUAUACAGGGCUUUGUGCUCUAGCGGCUCUCAAAGCAUUGCCUCUGCCGUGUGCGGCUUUGUGCCUGCUCACACUCCCGGUUGGAAAAAUGGUUGUGGAUUUUGUCUCGUCAAAUCAUCACGACAAGAAAAAAAUAUUCCUUGCCAAAUACUUUUGUGUUAGGCUUCAUAUUGCUUUCGGCAGUGCUCUAGUUCUGGGGAUGCUCUUACGAGCAUGGAGAUAGACUUGGUACCUUUUUUUCUCUUGAUUCUAUGUAAGUUUUUACUCACUUUUCGACUAAUGUUUUUGUGAUGCCAAGUACCAUGUAAGAACUGGGGCCUGAUCGAAGCUUCAAUUUGGUGGAUCAUAUAUCGCUUGAGCUUUGCAUCUCCAAGCCGCGGAAAAAGAAAGCAUAUGCAAUGCCUUAACUCACGACCUCUCGCUUACAAAGCGAGCGCACAACCAGUAUGCUAUGAAAGGCUUAAGCAAGAAGACUGAUGAUAUGGUUUGUUGCAAAGCUAAGACAACAAAGAAAUUCACAAUAAACCUUUUAUC
Molecule: messenger RNA, 1430 nt
Organism: Selaginella moellendorffii
Lineage: Eukaryota; Viridiplantae; Streptophyta; Lycopodiopsida; Selaginellales; Selaginellaceae
Product: 2-carboxy-1,4-naphthoquinone phytyltransferase, chloroplastic
Exons: 9
Coding region: 19-1119 (366 amino acids)
Biological process (GO): phylloquinone biosynthetic process
Cellular component (GO): membrane
Molecular function (GO): prenyltransferase activity
Source: RefSeq, a predicted model, not a curated record